UAGCCCCUUCGUGUCCCGCAUGUUGUCCUCAGUUUGGAGCAGAGGGGAAAACCGCAACUUCACGCCGAGAAAUGUUGUGGAGAAGAUCUCUGUUAGCAGCUCUGCUGGCUGCGGCUGUAGGACUUUACCUGCUGCCGUCUCCCAUAGACCCCAAACCCCACAUUCUGAAGGGGCCUCCCCCGGCACUCGAAGGGCCCCUCGCUGUUAACACCCGGCUGCAGAGGGGGCGCAGGUUGUUCACUGGAAAACUACAUGGACCAGAAUCCUUUACUGCGGAUGAAAAUGGUAACGUUUACACAGGAACGGUGGACGGGAAGCUGUGGCGAAUCGGUCCUGAUGACAGCCUCGUCCUCAUUACACACAUGGGACAGGAGCUACCAGAAUGUGGCAGCAGCACAGACUACGAACCGGUCUGUGGUCGUCCUCACGGCGUCCGUCUGGACCGCCAUGGUCAGUUGAUCGUCGCCGACUCGUACUUCGGCCUUUACAGCGUAGACCCUGAAACGGGAGAGAAGACCCUGCUGGUGGCCAGCUCUGAUAGAGCUGCCGGCCUUCCCUUCGCCUUCCUGAACGGCCUCGAGAUCUCCUCCCAAACUGGGAUCAUCUAUUUCACCGACUCGUCCAGCCGCUGGGGCCGCAGACACGUCAAACUGGAGGUGAUCGAGUUAAACAGCCUCGGCCGUCUUCUCUCCUACGACCCUCGGAGUAAAAAUGUGACGGUGCUGCUGGAUUCACUCUACAUGCCCAACGGCAUCGCGCUGGCGCCUGACGAGAGCUUUCUGCUGCUGGCGGAGACCAGCAUCGGACGUAUACUGAGGUACUGGCUAAAGGGCCCAAAGGCUGGAAGCAAGGAGGUCAUUCUGGACAACAUGAUCGGUUACCCUGACAACAUCCGCCUUAGCGACCACGGAACUUUCCUGGUUGGCAUAACGACGCCGCGUUUUCAGAAGUUCCUGCCUCCUUUCCUGGACAUGAUCGCUCCGUACCCGGCGGUGAAACGCUUCCUGGCAAAGGUGGUUCCUCUGAGCUGGUACAACCUCCUGCUGCCGCGCUACGCUCUGGUCCUGGAACUGGGGAUGGACGGACAAAUCAUUGGAACGCUUCACGACCCUGAGGGCCGUCUAACGUGGGCCAUCAGUGACGUCUUUCAGCACAGAGGCAGAACCUAUCUGGGCAGCACUGACUUGCCGUUCCUGCCCAUCCUGGAGGCCUGGGACAGCUGAUGAUGGCCUGUGGCUACAUGAGCACAGAGACUGUCGAGGUUAGACGUGUCUGAAGGUGCUUCGAACCAGGAUCCUGUAAACCUAUUUACAGAUGAAGCAUAAAAUACCUUUAGAUCCAAUACUUAGUCUUUUAAAUACUCUAGAUCAGAGGUCUUAAACAGGGGGUCCGCGACCCCUAGGGGGUCCGCAGAGGUACUGCAUGGGGGUCGUGAAAGUCUUGGUUGAUUAAUUUUUUUAAUAUUCCCUCCUGCAAUUUUUUGCACUAAUUAAAAUGUCUUUAA
Cyprinodon variegatus (sheepshead minnow) is the source of this 1504-nucleotide messenger RNA. RefSeq names its product adipocyte plasma membrane-associated protein-like. The record is from RefSeq and is a predicted model, not a curated record. Gene Ontology annotation, molecular function: strictosidine synthase activity. Gene Ontology annotation, biological process: biosynthetic process. The transcript has 9 exons. Lineage: Eukaryota; Metazoa; Chordata; Actinopteri; Cyprinodontiformes; Cyprinodontidae. Bases 72 to 1223 code for a protein of 383 amino acids.